CGAGAGCGUGUGCGGGCGUGAUUUUCCCUGUCUCGCGGCCUCGCUGCUCUGCUGCCCUUUUUAUCUCUUGCCUUGCGCCGUGGGAAAGAAAGGCAGAAACAACCAGUCCAGCUCUAAGCUCUAGACGGCUGAUUGUCGAUCGCCAGUCGCAAUGAUGCGCGGGCGUACGUGUGCGUGCGUGCGUGCGUGCGCCGUGGCGUGGCGUGGCGUUUGCGCGGCGCCCGUUGGCUUGGAUCUGCUCGUCUGGGGACGGCCCGUGCCUCGUUGCUUGCGCCUGUUUGCCUCGCUCUUUCUUCCUCACUCUCGCGCGCGCUUGCUGCGCUGGUAUAUGCAGACGGGAGAGGGCGCGACGAGGGUUGCGCGUCGUGCGUGCGUGUGUGCGAUAAGACGGGCGAUCAGGGGAGGGUGGGAAAGGAAGGGCGACGAGGGAGCUGUCCUUCGCUGCUGCUCCACUCAAGAAGAGAAGAAAGAAAGAGGACAGGACAAAGGGAGAGUCGACGAACACACGGGGUUCGUGUGUGUCUUUAAUAGGGGGAAUGGGGUGAGACAGAGGGCGUGGGCGUUGCGCGAAUCUCCUCUCGCCUUCGCUCGUCGCUGUCAAGAGCGCAGGCGGACUCGUCGAGGUUGUUCGGUCGCCGUCGACAGGGAAGGAAAUCGAUCGGUUCAACGAGGGAAAGAGGAAGGGGGAGAUAGUAGUAGCUAGUAGCAGGGAUCGCACCCUAUCGCGCUAAAGAUGACCAGCAGGGCUCUCCUCGG
Molecule: messenger RNA, 756 nt
Organism: Acaromyces ingoldii
Lineage: Eukaryota; Fungi; Basidiomycota; Exobasidiomycetes; Exobasidiales; Cryptobasidiaceae
Exons: 1
Coding region: 152-703 (183 amino acids)
Source: RefSeq, a predicted model, not a curated record